Molecule: messenger RNA, 1622 nt
Organism: Hevea brasiliensis (rubber tree)
Lineage: Eukaryota; Viridiplantae; Streptophyta; Magnoliopsida; Malpighiales; Euphorbiaceae
Product: probable protein S-acyltransferase 14
Exons: 7
Coding region: 276-1199 (307 amino acids)
Biological process (GO): peptidyl-L-cysteine S-palmitoylation; protein targeting to membrane
Cellular component (GO): Golgi apparatus; endoplasmic reticulum
Molecular function (GO): protein-cysteine S-palmitoyltransferase activity
Source: RefSeq, a predicted model, not a curated record
UUAUUGCUCUAUUUUAUAUUAAUAUAAAAAACAAAAAUUCCCCCUGUAUUCCAUUUUGCUGCAUAGACCUCACCUCUAUGAAUCCCAAAUCAGAUAAACCCUAGAUUCACAGAUCACAAAUCACAACAUCAUAGAAAAGAAAAGAAUUUUUUUCCCUUUUUCUUUCUCGAAUUGCAUUUUCUUACGGUAUCUAACCAUACUCUCAGUCACCUAAAUCUCCAGCUUCAAGAUCAACACUUUGGGAUUUAUCAUUUUCUUCUCUUGUUUUAUUUAGUAUGCAUAGAUCGGGAGCCGCUAUGGCUUGGAACGUAUUCAAAUUCUGUACGGCCCUACGCGGCUUGGGCUCGAUCAUGAUCUUGUUGGUGCUUGGGGUUGUGGGUGUCACCUAUUACGCCGUCGUUUUAACCAAUUAUGGCCCCGCUUUGUACGAUAGUGGACUUGAUUCUUUCACUGCUCUUGCUGUGUUGAUCCCAUUUCAUUGUUUGUUGGUGAUGCUAUUAUGGAGUUACUUUUCUGUUGUUUUAACUGAUCCGGGUACUGUGCCUCCUAAUUGGAGGCCUUCUAUUGAUGAGGAAAGAGGUGAGGUUGACCCAUUAAAUGCCUCAGAUUUCAGUGGCUUGCCGGCCAAUCCAUCUAAUGAAAGAAUCCGGUAUUGCCGGAAGUGCAAUCAGCUGAAACCACCUCGUUGCCACCAUUGCUCUGUUUGUGGGAGGUGUGUGCUAAAGAUGGACCAUCAUUGUGUAUGGGUUGUAAAUUGUGUUGGAGCAUUAAAUUACAAAUAUUUUCUUCUAUUUUUGUUCUACACAUUUCUUGAGACAAGUCUUGUGACUUUGUCGCUGCUGCCACACUUUAUAGCAUUCUUUAGCGAUGGUGAAAUUCCUGGCACACCUGGGACUCUUGCAACCACAUUUCUUGCCUUUGUUUUGAAUCUGGCAUUUGCAUUGAGUGUUCUGGGAUUUCUGAUCAUGCACAUAUCCUUGGUUUCCGCUAAUACCACUACUAUUGAGGCAUAUGAGAAGAAAACCACGCCAAAAUGGCGGUACGACCUUGGUCGUAGGAAGAAUUUUGAACAGGUAUUUGGGGCAGAUAAACGAUACUGGUUCAUUCCGGCUUAUUCAGAAGAAGAUUUGCGACGGAUGCCUGCACUUCAGGGUCUUGAAUAUCCAUCAAAGCCUGACUUGGAUUCCCAAGAGUUCUAGGUAUCAGUCAUGUCAUGGAACUGGAAAAUUUUCUUUUCAUAACAAUAGAUAUGGAGCCCAGCCAAAAUGUGCCACUAUGUCCAAAACAUUGAUAAACAAAUUGCAGCUAGUAUGGGCUCCUAACCAUUCAUUCCCACGUCUUAUUUGUGAAAUAACUGGAGAGAGAGAGAGAGUUUUGAGAAUCAGAUGUUGAAGAUCAAAAUCUAGGUUGCAGAAUACUGGGGAAGGCACGAAGGGCUGAUAUUUACUUGUUCUAAUUGUGAGGAGGAAUUUGGGAACAGCAAGAAAAGAAAUGUAACGUUGUUGAUGUCGUGGGAUGCUGAUGUUGAUGUUCCUGUAGGUUUUGUUGUAUAUUUGAUUGAAUGGAAAAUAUAGAAAAUGAGUCUCUGGCUUUUACCUGCCUCCGCAGAGGUGGCAGAUCCC